Labeo rohita (rohu) is the source of this 2308-nucleotide messenger RNA. It is a transcript of the gene pcyt1ab, whose product is annotated as phosphate cytidylyltransferase 1A, choline b. Gene Ontology annotation, cellular component: endoplasmic reticulum. Gene Ontology annotation, molecular function: phosphatidylcholine binding; choline-phosphate cytidylyltransferase activity. NCBI's taxonomy places the organism in Eukaryota, Metazoa, Chordata, Actinopteri, Cypriniformes, Cyprinidae. The transcript is spliced from 9 exons. Gene Ontology annotation, biological process: CDP-choline pathway. Bases 223 to 1302 code for a protein of 359 amino acids. The record is from RefSeq and is a predicted model, not a curated record.
UUUGAGCGGAUGUGUGCGUGUUGUUACUGAGCAGUGAUGAUGAUGGUGUAGUGAUAAGGGGGAGCUGUCAUAUCAGCAGCAUAUAGAGUAUCAGCACUAUAAAGUGUUUACAACAGAAAUGGGUUGUUCAAACGUAUCCGGCGCUCGUAAAUCGAGCGCGGUUUUCAACUUAUGAUACGGUUGAAAGGCGCGUGCGAAGAGGAAACAAGCUUCUGAAUCAAGAUGGAGGCGCACAGUUCAGGCCACGGUAGGAAGAGGAAGAGAGAGGAGUUGAAUGGCGAGAUAAAGGAGGCAGAGUGUUACCGGAAACUUCCACGAAGGACUUUGGGCUUGACUGAACCUGCACCCUUCGCUGAUGAGCUGGUGGCUGCAAAAGCCCCAUAUGUUCGUGUUAGCAUGGAAGAAGCCCAUCGUGGCACUCCAGAGGACCGUCCAGUUCGCGUCUAUGCUGACGGGAUCUUUGACAUGUUCCAUUCCGGACACGCUCGUGCUUUGAUGCAGGCCAAGUGCCUUUUCCCCAACACGCAUCUCAUUGUGGGUGUGUGCAGCGAUGAUUUGACGCAUAAAUUUAAGGGUUUCACUGUCAUGAAUGAAGAUGAACGGUAUGACGCAGUGAGUCACUGUCGUUAUGUUGAUGAGGUGGUCCGCAACGCUCCAUGGACACUCACGCCUGAAUUUCUGGCCGAGCACAGAAUAGACUUUGUCGCCCAUGACGACAUCCCUUACAUCUCAGCAGGAAGUGAUGAUGUUUACCAACAUAUAAAGGAAGCAGGUAUGUUCGCACCCACUCAAAGAACAGAGGGCAUCUCCACAUCCGACAUAAUCACACGCAUUGUACGUGACUAUGACGUUUACGUGCGCCGCAAUCUGCAGAGAGGCUACACUGCCAAAGAGCUGAAUGUCAGCUUCAUCAAUGAGAAGAAGUACCACCUGCAGGAGCACGUGGAUAAGGUGAAGCAGAAGGUCCGGGAUGUGGAGGAAAAGAGUAAAGAAUUUGUGCAGAAGGUGGAGGAGAAGGGCAUCGACCUCAUUCAGAAAUGGGAGGAGAAGUCACGCGAGUUCAUCGGCAACUUCCUGCAGAUGUUCGGGCCGGAUGGGGCAUUGAAGCACAUGUUGAAGGAGGGAAAAGGACGGAUGUUACAGGCCAUCAGUCCCAGACAGAGCCCCAGCAGCAGUCCGGUCCGCGAGGAGCGCUCACCGUCCCCCACCUUCCGUCUUCCCUUCUUCACCUCAUCACCAUUCUUUUCUCCUCCUCUCCAUCACAGCGGCGCACACUGCACAAGCAAAGAUGAGGAGGACUAGGACACGUCCCUUCUAGAAACCACGUUUUAUACGCUUUCUUUAAGCCAUUUUGAGUAGCCAAGAAUAUAAAUGAAGGACGGACUAGCUCAAGAUUUAUUUGAAUGCGAAAAAUGUAUUUAAACGCACAAUAGUGAGCAAAUUAUUCCACCCGUACUUUCUAAAGGUCUGCCUCUCGCUUCAGAGAGAUUUGCCACACACCACUAAACCAAAAGGCUCCAUAUUGUUGGCCUUUUCCUUGGACACAUUUUGUAUUCGGCUUGGAACGUGCAUAAUUAUGCAUUUUUAGCCUUCUCUUUUUUUUGUUGUUGUUGUUUCACAACACAGCGUCUGCCUGCACAUAAUCUCAUUCUCGGUUGUGUGUAAAACUCGCCCUCACCUGCCUUCAUUGUCCAGAUCUUUUCAUACUUGAACAAGGGCCAAAUUUGAGGCUAAUUCCAGGAUGGGGGAGGGAUCCCAGGACAGAAACUUAGGGAUCGGUUGUCUUUGUAUAGUUCGCCAAUGUUUCUUCUCAUUUUACUCUGGGUACUGUACAGUUUAUGACUCUAAGUCUGUUUUUACUUUCAGUCAUUCUUUUUGAACAUUCAUUUGUUUUUCUGAGCUUUUUGUUUCAUUAGGUCUUUUUCCUCACAUGAACCCUCUCUCUCUCUCUCUCAGACUCUGAUGUGAAGUAAUAAUUUCAGGGCCUGGCAGUGACGGCGUCUGGCACCUCCAUUUAAACCCUGUGCUAGUCUGUGGCACGGGUCCCAGUCUUUUUGGAAAGGCUUUGCUUACUAAAUGUUUACAUUACCCAAGCCUGCUGAGGGACAGUGUUAACACGAAAGAGUACCAGGACCUGUUUGUUUACAUAGGAUAAGAAGAUGACCAUAGGAUUACGUGUUCGCCAGCAGACCAAAAGACUACUUUUUCUGUCCUGUGGUCAGGAAUGUUAAGAUUUGAUUUGUUUUAGAUGAUCAUUGUUAUUCUAUAGAACUGUGUAAAUAAAUAAUGCCAGUGAAUCACUAAACCA